AUGGGGUCCCUUGACGAGGCUUCAUGGACUGGAACGGCCUAUGUUCAAGGUCGAGCCUCGGCUAAACUCCUCGCGAGUGAUCUUGAGCUAAGCUUCUGGGGAGGCGUCGACCCUCAGACCAGUGAGAUUAUCGACCGACACCAUCCAUUGAGUGGACAACAUCUACAAGAAACUGUCCUUGCUAUUCCGGGAGGUCGAGGGUCAUGCACUGGUAGCGGUGUUAUGCUUGAGCUGUUACUCAACGGCAAAGCUCCCGAGGCAAUCAUCUUUGAGAGACGAGACGACAUUCUUACCCUUGGAGUCAUGAUUUCAGAAGAAGUCUUUAACCAGUCAAUCCCCGUCGUGGUUCUAGAUAAGGAAGACUUUCGACAUCUCAUUCGACUGAACGGGCAGACAAUAUUUGUGGACGAUGGUUAUGUGUCCACUCACUCACCGUCAAAACACCGAAAAGGUUCAGUGAUAGAUACAGAAAGCGGUCUUAUCCUCGAGACGACACCAGCUCUAGAAGGUAUCAAACUCUCGACACUGGAUCAAGAACUUUUAAGAGGAGACUACGGCGAAGCAUCCCGCGUCGCUAUCAGAAUCGUCCUCCGUAUGGCUCAUCUUCUUGGCGCAACACGUCUCAUGGACGUAACACAAGUCCACGUCGAUGGCUGUGUCUACACCGGUCCUGCGACACUCGCAUUAGCAGAGAGACUCCGCGACUGGGGCGGCAAAGUUCGAAUUCCCACAACACUCAACUCUCUAUCAGUAGACCAAAAGCGCUGGAGAGCUCUUGGUGUCGACACUACUUUCGGAGAAGCGGCUGAUGCACUUGGAAAAGCGUAUACAGACAUGGGAGCACGACCAACCUUUACCUGUGCGCCUUAUCAGCUAGAGAGUGCCCCGAAAUUGGGAGAGCAGAUUGCUUGGGCGGAGUCGAAUGCUGUUGUUUAUGCGAAUAGUGUCUUGGGGGCGAGAACUAUGAAGUACCCCGACUUUCUGGACAUCUCGAUUGCUCUGACAGGGAGGGCGCCCAGAGGAGGCCCUCAUCUCGGCAUCAAUCGAGUGGCAUCAGUUUGUGUGAGGGUCGUGGGGCUGGAGGACACUACAAGUCUUGACGAUUCAUUUCCACCAUUGCUAGGAUAUUAUGUUGGAACUUUAUCGACGAGCCGAAUACCUGCGAUAACAGGACUUGAGAAGCUUGGUCUCUCAACAGACGAUCUGAAGGCCUUCGGUGCGGCUUUCGCCACGAUAUCGAGCGCCCCAAUGUUUCACAUCGUUGGUAUAACGCCAGAGGCACCGACACUUGAGACAGUGCUUGCCCCUGAAUUCACCUCUGUUGAAGUCAAGCUGAGUGAUCUGGGAAUAUGCUGGGAUAAACUCAACAGCGCACCAGCAAGCCAACCCAUCGACUUAGUAUCACUAGGCAACCCACAUUUCUCACUUUCCGAGAUGCGGAAACUUGCCAACCUCUGCCGGGGGCGACAAAAGGCUGCUAGAGUAUCCGUUAUCGUUACUUGUGGUCGGUCAGUGUACAAACUCGCUGAACAAGCAGGUCUCCUAGCCCAACUAGAGGAUUUUGGAGUGCAAAUAUUAACAGAUAUUUGCUGGUGUAUGGUAACCGAACCUGUGAUCCCAACGACAGCAAAGACAAUCAUUACGAAUUCUGGGAAAUAUGCUCAUUAUGGACCCGGCCUCACAGGGAGAGGGAUGUACUUUGGUAGUCUGGCGGGCUGUGUUGAAGCUGCUUGUUCAGGAAUAUAUGAAGCUGAAAAGCCAGAGUGGUUCAAAAGUAAAGGACUUAAAUAG
Molecule: messenger RNA, 1791 nt
Organism: Fusarium subglutinans
Lineage: Eukaryota; Fungi; Ascomycota; Sordariomycetes; Hypocreales; Nectriaceae
Product: DUF521 domain protein
Exons: 1
Coding region: 1-1791 (596 amino acids)
Source: RefSeq, a predicted model, not a curated record